Durotheca rogersii is the source of this 3213-nucleotide messenger RNA. RefSeq names its product sec1 protein. Bases 717 to 2861 code for a protein of 714 amino acids. Lineage: Eukaryota; Fungi; Ascomycota; Sordariomycetes; Xylariales; Xylariaceae. Gene Ontology annotation, cellular component: cytosol; Golgi membrane. The transcript has 5 exons. Gene Ontology annotation, molecular function: syntaxin binding. The record is from RefSeq and is a predicted model, not a curated record. Gene Ontology annotation, biological process: endoplasmic reticulum to Golgi vesicle-mediated transport; intracellular protein transport.
GGUAGGUGAGAGGCACAUAUCCUCGACGUUGCCAGACCUUAGGUACCUGUAGUGGCGCCUAAAAUUAGGUACGCAGCAGCAGUGUAUGCUACUGGUAGGUACUUGUUAUAUACUGCAAAUCCCCAACGCCGUCGGACAGUGCUGGAUACGGUAUCCGUACGCAAUUCGUACGGGCAAGGAGGCUUAGCGGUAGCCUGGCAGGCCAUGAUUCAAUUUUGCAAGUCGUGUCAUUUGUCGGAGCUGGGCAACGUACCUGAGGUACUCCCUCUCGACCUACCUACACUUCAACAUCCCGCCCGCCGAGCACUCAUCAGCCUACCCUGCGUCCGACAAGCGCAACACGCACGCGAAUAGGCUCUGCCGGCGUUAUUCGGCUCUGUUCUACCGACGACAUCACCCCCUGCCCCGUCCUCGUCUCCGCUGCGGCCGCCUCUCUCUCGCCCCGACCCCGACUCCGCGAUACGACGCCGAAACACCAAGGCCGGCACCUGUGGGCAAUCGAUGAAGGAGAGCUCGACAACCUGCGAUGCGGCAACUCCUACCGUACCAUAGCCACCCGCGAACCGCUUCUCCGUCUCCCCGCCCUCCUCUACAUACAUGACUCGGAUACGGCAAACACGUGUUCGACCGCACUGCGCAGGUGUCCCGUGUGCCCGUCCGAAGAGAGGGUAGUGAUAAAAUAGAUACCGAUAUAUCGACUAGAUAACACCGUCCUCAUGGCCUCGUUCAAGGGCACUUCUUUGCGCGACCGCCAAAUCGCGUCCCUCAAGAAGAUCCUCAAUCUCAAUGAGACUCUGGACCAGAAGGAUGAAGACGAUUCCCACGCGAAUGGCCUGGCUCCGGCCGGCCCGAUCUUGACAGCCCAGGGCGAACCUAUAUGGAAAGUUCUCGUAUUCGACGAUCUAGGCCGUGAUGUAAUUAGCAGUGUCCUUCGAGUAAAUGACCUGCGAGCUAUGGGCGUCACCAUGCACAUGAACCUUGCCGCGGCUCGGCACCCCAUCCACGACGUUCCCGUCAUCUACCUUGUCGAGCCCACGGCCAAAAGCCUCGAGGGUAUAACGAACGAUCUUCAGAAAGGCCUCUACACCCCUGCCUAUAUCAACUUCCUCUCCUCGAUACCGCGCCCCCUUCUAGAAGACUUCGCGUCCCAGACCGCUGCCGCAGGCACCGCCGAGCACAUCGCCCAGCUGUUCGACCAAUACCUCAACUUUAUAGUCGCCGAGCCCGAUCUGUUCAGCUUGGGAAUGCAAAACGAGCACACCUACUGGGCCUUAAACAGCGCGAAGACCAAGGACGAGGAAUUAGAUCAUGUUGUCGAUAGGAUCGUUAGCGGCCUGUUCAGCGUCGCCGUGACUAUGGGUGUCAUCCCAAUUAUACGGUGUCCCAAGGGAGCUGCCGCCGAGAUGAUCGCGGGGAAACUCGACCGGAAACUUCGUGAUCAUAUCCUCAACUCGAAGGAGAACCUUUUCUCCUCGAAUACACGAACCGCGUCCUCCACCAGCACCCCCGCUUCCCGUCCUGUCCUCAUUAUUCUCGACCGAAACGUCGACCUUAACCCCAUGCUCUCGCACUCCUGGACGUACCAAUCUCUAGUACAUGAUGUUCUGAACAUGAGGCUCAACCGAAUUACUAUCGAAUCGCCGGUAGAUGAGGAGAAUCCGGCAAAGGGGACGACAAAAAAGGCGUACGAUUUAAACUCUACCGAUUUCUUCUGGGAAAAGAAUGCCAGUGUUCCAUUUCCCCAAGUUGCCGAGGAUAUCGACGCGGAAUUGAUGCGAUACAAAGACGACGCUGCCGAGAUCACCAAGAAAACCGGGGCAUCGUCGAUAGAGGACCUACAGAAUGAUACGAGCGCAAGCGCACAACACCUGAAAGCCGCAAUUACACUACUACCAGAGCUACGGGAGAGAAAAGCCGUGUUGGAUAUGCACAUGAACAUUCUCGCGGCACUGCUGACAGGGAUACAAAAACGGCAACUGGAUAACUAUUUCCAGAUGGAAGAGAACGUCAUGAAGCAGACCAAGGCCCAGAUACUCGAGGUCAUCAAAGAUAACGCCAAGGGCCAGGAGCCGUUAGACAAGCUCCGCUUGUUCAUCAUCUGGUUCCUAAGCACAGAGCAAGAAGUUAGUCGCACCGAUUGGACUCAAUUCGAAGAAGCCCUAGCAGCCGCGGGAGUCAAUACUACUUGUCUCGCUUAUAUCCGGCAGGUUCGCGCCACGACGAAGAUGACCCAAUUAACCACCAUCGGUCCGUCGCAACCCGCCUCGCAGUCCGGCUCAACUGCCCUUUUCGGCCACUUUUCCUCCUUAUCAAACCGGCUGACAGACCGUCUGAAGGAGACGGGCGUCGGCGUACCAACGAAUCUCGCGUCCAACUUCGACUCCUUGAUCGGGGGUAUUAAGAAUUUCCUACCGGCGAACCGCGAUCUGACCCUCACCAAGAUCGUCGAGUCGAUCAUGGACCCGCAGGCGGCGGCGACGUCAGCCAUCGCUAAGACGGAAAACUACCUGUACUUCGACCCGCGGAGCGCGAACGCCCGGGGAAACAUGCCGCCGCCGAGCGCGGUGCGGGCCGGGGCCGGGAGCACGCCCGGAUCGAUGCCAGGGGCCGGGCCGGGGCUUGGGGUGCAGGGCCCGGGGACGGGCGCGAGCUUCGGCCAGCGGCGGCAAGGGUUCACGGAGGCGGUCGUGUUCACGGUCGGCGGCGGGAGCAUGGACGAGUACGGCAACCUGCAGGAGUGGGUGCAGCGGACGGGGGAGGGCCGGGCCAAGAAGAGGGUCGUGUACGGCAGCACGGAGCUGCUCAACGCGCGCGAGUUCAUCCAGGAAGAGCUGGAGCGCCUCGGCCGGGAAGUUCCUUAGACGGGGCGGGUAGGCGGCGGCGAGGGGAAGGGAAGGGAGAGGGGUGGUCGAACCCGAGGACAGAGAUAGGUCGCUAAGCGAGGCGCGCCAGGGCAAAAACAACCCGCGCUUCAUCCAGGCGUCGCACGCACGACGCCUACCUACUAUAAUGCGAGACUCGUACCUGGCGCGACAGGGCCCGUACGCGGCGGUCGGCGGUUGCUUGUAGCAGUAAUAGUAUUAGCGGCAGCAGCAGCGGGCAGGCAACAGGGGGGCGCGGAGGCGGGGGCGGAGGGUACACGGGCAAAAGCAGCUCCGCGCGGCUAGAUAGAAGCAGGCGCUCAGUCAGCUGAAUGGACGAAUUGGAACGACC